AUGGCCAGCGGUAGGCCUCCAGGAGCCCAUCCAGCCGCUGGCCGCGAUGAGGAUUUGCUGCAGCUGGAGGAGUCGACUCCGAUGUAUAGUACGGGCCAGCCCCCGCCGGUGAACGAUGACCAUCUUUUGCGACAGUUCAACAUCGACGACUCCGACCAGCCGCAUCCCCCUCAACCCCGACCCUCCGUAUCUUACGAUCAGUUCGUCGGCGGCCAGGCGUCGCAUACAGGAGCCCAUGCAGCCCCCGCGCACCCUCCCGUUCAUUCCGCAGGGCAUCUCAAUGAUCCUUACUCCGGUGCCGAUAUGUCCCGGACCUAUUCGCAGACUUCGGGGUUGAGCAAUUACCAUCGUUAUUCCCUCGACGACUACGAAGAUGACCGGUCAAUCCAUGGUGGCUACUACAACAUGGCUGGGGAUGAUGAGCAUGGCCCGUCCGCGGAACAUCUUCGCAAGGCCCAGGAAAGGAACAGUAUUAUGGGCUUGGGUGGUGGAUUCAUGGGGAGAGCAAAGCACAUGCUGGGGAUGAGGGCCGAGUACUCGGAGAUGGACCUCCCGCUGACAGAGGCCGGAGCGAGAAACGCACGAGUGGACAGCGCUGAAGACGAUACGACCGCGCCCAAGCAGGGGAAUAAACCUAAGAAGUCGGGCUUCAGUUUUGGACGGCGGAAGGUCGAUCCCUCGACCCUCGGGCCUCGUAUGAUUGUGCUCAACAACCCACCCGCGAACGCAGUGAACAAGUUUGUGGACAACCAUGUCUCCACGGCCAAAUACAACAUCAUCACCUUUAUUCCGAAGUUCCUGUUUGAGCAAUUCUCGAAAUACGCCAACCUGUUUUUCUUAUUUACCGCGGUCCUCCAACAAAUUCCCAAUGUCUCCCCGACAAAUCGAUAUACUACAAUUGCUCCGUUGUUAAUUGUGCUGCUAGUCUCAGCCCUCAAGGAACUGGUGGAGGAUUACAAACGAAGAUCAUCGGACAAGUCGCUCAACUAUUCCAAAACCCAGGUCCUCAAGGGAUCCGCGUUCCAGGAAACAAAAUGGGUCGAUGUAUCAGUAGGAGACAUUGUUCGGGUCGAAUCUGAGCAACCAUUCCCGGCCGACUUGGUCAUGUUGGCUACUUCGGAGCCGGAGGGUUUGUGUUAUAUCGAAACUGCCAACUUGGAUGGUGAGACCAACUUGAAAAUCAAGCAAGCAAUCCCGGAAACGGCACAUCUCGUCAACCCUAGUGAUCUCAGUCGGUUGAGUGGGCGGAUUCGAUCCGAGCAGCCCAACAGCAGUCUGUAUACCUACGAGGCCACCUUGACUAUGCAUGCCGGUGGAGGGGAGAAAGAACUUCCACUAGCACCCGAUCAACUCUUGCUUCGAGGAGCUACCCUUCGGAAUACACCAUGGGUUCAUGGCAUUGUGGUCUUCACCGGACAUGAAACCAAGCUGAUGCGAAAUGCCACGGCAACCCCUAUCAAAAGAACAGCUGUUGAACGCAUGGUGAACAUUCAGAUUCUGAUGUUGGUCAGCAUUCUUGUAGCUCUCAGUGUCAUCAGUUCCGUUGGUGAUCUGAUCGUUCGGCAAACUCAGUCCAGCAAAUUGGCAUACCUCGACUACGGUUCCGUCAACCCGGUCAAGCAAUUUGUUCUCGACAUUUUUACUUACUGGGUUCUGUAUUCCAAUCUUGUCCCUAUCUCCCUUUUCGUCACCAUUGAAAUUGUCAAAUAUGCCCAAGCAUUUCUUAUCAACUCUGACCUGGAUAUCUACUACGACAAGACGGAUACGCCUGCAACUUGUCGGACUUCCUCUCUAGUGGAGGAGCUGGGUCAGAUUGAGUACAUUUUCUCUGAUAAAACCGGAACUUUGACAUGUAACAUGAUGGAGUUCAAACAAUGCACAAUAGGUGGCAUUCAAUACGGUGAUGACAUCCCGGAAGAUCGGCGAGCCACUGUGGAGGAUGGUGUCGAAGUCGGCGUUCACGACUUCAAGAAACUCAAGGAAAACAUGUCCUCUCAUCCAACCCAGAACGUUAUCCACCAUUUCCUUACCCUCCUGGCCACUUGUCACACAGUCAUCCCCGAGCGACCUGACGAUAACCCCGACAAUAUCAAAUACCAAGCAGCAUCACCUGACGAAGGUGCUCUGGUUGAGGGUGCCGCCACUUUAGGCUAUCGUUUCACCAAUCGAAAACCCAGGUCUGUGCUUUUCACUGUAGCCGGGCAAGAGAUUGAAUACGAAUUGUUGGCAGUGUGUGAAUUCAAUUCAACGAGAAAACGAAUGUCGACUAUCUUCAGGUGUCCAGAUGGGAAGAUCCGAAUUUAUACCAAAGGAGCAGACACUGUCAUCCUCGAACGCUUAAAUGACGACAACCCAACUGUGGAAGCGACGCUGCAGCACCUAGAGGAGUAUGCUUCAGAUGGUCUUCGAACCCUGUGCUUGGCAAUGCGGGAGGUUCCUGAGGACGAGUUCCAGCAAUGGCUUCAGAUUUAUGAGAAGGCUUCUACCACGGUCGGCGGAAACCGAGCCGAAGAGGUGGACAAGGCUUCAGAACUUAUUGAAAAGGACUUUUAUCUGCUGGGAGCCACCGCCAUUGAGGAUAAACUGCAGGACGGUGUCCCCGAUACCAUCCACACGCUCCAAACAGCGGGAAUAAAGAUAUGGGUCUUGACGGGUGACCGACAAGAGACAGCUAUUAACAUUGGAAUGUCUUGCAAGCUCAUCUCGGAAGACAUGACUUUGUUGAUCGUGAACGAGGAUAAUGCUGAAGAAACCCGUGACAAUUUGACCAAGAAGCUUCAGGCCGUUCAGACUCAGGGAACCUCUGGGGAAAUCGAAAGUCUUGCGCUUAUAAUUGACGGUAGAUCCUUGACGUUUGCUCUUGAGAAGGAUAUGGAGAAACUAUUUUUGGAUUUGGCAGUCAUGUGUAAGGCUGUCGUUUGCUGUCGUGUCUCUCCCCUUCAAAAGGCUCUCGUCGUUAAGCUUGUCAAGCGUCACCUCAAAUCUUUGCUUCUGGCUAUUGGUGAUGGUGCCAACGAUGUUUCCAUGAUCCAGGCGGCCCACGUAGGUGUCGGUAUUAGUGGUGUUGAAGGUCUUCAGGCAGCCCGGUCUGCUGAUGUGGCAAUUGGUCAAUUCCGCUAUCUUCGAAAACUGCUCCUUGUCCAUGGUGCCUGGAGUUACCAUCGGAUAAGUCGCGUUAUCUUAUAUUCGUUCUAUAAGAAUAUUGCUCUUUAUAUGACACAGUUCUGGUAUUCUUUCCAAAAUGCGUUCUCUGGUGAAGUUAUCUACGAGUCAUGGACCCUUUCCCUUUACAACGUUUUCUUUACUGUUCUUCCACCCUUCGCCAUGGGUAUUUGCGACCAAUUCAUUUCUGCUCGGCUUUUGGACCGGUAUCCUCAGCUUUAUCAACUUGGACAGAAGGGGCUGUUCUUCAAGAGGCACAGCUUUUGGUCGUGGGUUGCGAACGGCUUCUAUCACUCCCUGCUACUCUAUAUCGUGUCAGAAUUGAUCUUCCUUUGGGAUCUUCCACAGGGAGAUGGCAAAGUGGCUGGCCACUGGGUUUGGGGAUCAGCGCUUUACACCUCAGUACUAGCUACUGUGCUUGGAAAAGCCGCGCUGAUCACUAAUGUCUGGACCAAGUACACGUUCAUUGCCAUCCCUGGCUCGAUGAUCAUUUGGCUCGCCUUCCUGCCAGCAUAUGGUUAUGCGGCACCGGCGAUCGGUUUCUCUACGGAAUACUACGGCACCAUCCCCCGUCUUUUCCAAUCACCUAUCUUUUACCUUAUGGCCGUGGUCCUUCCUUGCCUCUGUCUCAUCCGAGACUAUGCCUGGAAGUACGCCAAGCGCAUGUACUACCCGCAACAUUACCACCACGUCCAGGAGAUCCAAAAGUACAACGUCCAAGACUACCGACCACGCAUGGAACAAUUCCAAAAGGCGAUUCGGAAAGUUCGCCAGGUACAGCGCAUGCGCAAGCAGCGCGGUUACGCCUUCAGUCAAGCAGACGAAGGAGGCCAACAGAUGAGAGUCGUCAAUGCUUAUGAUACCACGAGAGGGCGCGGAAGAUACGGAGAAAUGUCCAGUUCAAGGAAUCUGGUGUAG
Molecule: messenger RNA, 4080 nt
Organism: Aspergillus wentii DTO 134E9
Lineage: Eukaryota; Fungi; Ascomycota; Eurotiomycetes; Eurotiales; Aspergillaceae
Product: aminophospholipid-translocating P4-type ATPase DRS2
Exons: 3
Coding region: 1-4080 (1359 amino acids)
Biological process (GO): post-Golgi vesicle-mediated transport; phospholipid translocation; intracellular protein transport
Cellular component (GO): plasma membrane
Molecular function (GO): ATP hydrolysis activity; magnesium ion binding; ATP binding
Source: RefSeq, a predicted model, not a curated record